CAAGCUUUUCUUAACCUUUCGGCUUUUCAUUUGUUUAAGAUAAUUUUUAAUUAAUAUUUGUCCGCCUAAUUUUAUUUCUCAAGUUUAUGAACUUACCUCGAGCAUUAUGAAGUCAACUGAAUUAUUCUUGAGUAUGGUGUCGUCAAAUUAAAUUGAACAAUUUGUUGUUUCACAAGGGACAAUCUUUAACCGGUUUGGGUUCCACUGGCUUUUUUUACCUCAUGCUUGUUUUUUAAUUAUUUUUUGUUGUGAGUAUUAUUCAUCUCUUGCUUACACUUUGUUUAAUGUGCUCUACUCGUCUUGGAGACCAAUGGUAAUCAGUUUUCAUCAUGUCAACCACAAGUUUGUCAUUGACUAAUACUAAAACUAGCAUUAGGGCCUCCAAUCUCGGUGAUUAUGUUAAGAACCUGAAUCCACCUACUAUUGAUAAACUUUAUUCCAAAAGCUCAUCAUGUUGCUUGGCGAUUUUUGGACAGCUACCCCCUUUAGCUAAACAGUAUGUCAUCAGAUUGUUGUUUGUUGAUCAAGGUAUUCCAAAGGAUGUCAUCUCGUCAUGGGUCAGCCAAAGUUCAAUGCAAGAGCAUCUUGAGUCAGUAAAAUUACUCUCUGAUUUGAGAAUUUGGUCAGAAUCUCCAAUUCACGGUGGCUUACCCGGCUUUAAAUUAAAUAAUACUUUCAAGAAUAACCUUCAAGUGGCACUUUUAGGAGGUGGUGAUCCUUGGGUUAUUAAACCAUGCGAUGAUAAAGAUAAACAUGGAAGAGAUGUAGCUUUUCUUGAUCAAUACGCCAUGGAAAGAUGGGAAUGUAUUUUACAUUUUAUGGUUGGAUCUCAGGGGAAUAAUGAAAGCAUCUCCAAUGACACUGUGAAAACUCUUGUACAUGCUGGUUUGAUCAAAUAUGAUUCGCCAGCUCAAGAUAAACUUCCAGCCAUCACUGCCGAUGGAUUUCAGUUUUUGUUAAUGGAUACUAAAUCUCAAGUUUGGUACUUUUUGCUACAAUAUUUAGACACGGUAGAAAGUAAAGGCUUAGACUUAGUUGAAUGUUUAACAUUCCUUUUUCAAAUCAGUUUUUUAACUCUCGGGAAGGACUAUUCAACGAUAUGUCUUAGUGAAUCUAUGUCUAACUUUCUUCAACAUCUCAGAGAGUUUGGGUUAAUAUAUCAAAGAAAGCGUAAAGAUGGACGCUUUUAUCCAACCAAGCUAGUCAUCAAUCUAACAAGCGCAUCUAAUUCACGAACUGAUUCUCGCCGUGAAGGCUUUAUCAUCGUUGAAACCAAUUAUCGAGUCUUUGCAUACACAAAUUCAUCUCUGCAGAUGGCAUUGGUAGCUUUAUUCACUGAAAUGCAAUAUCGAUUACCCAAUGUUGGACUUGGUUUGCUAAAUCGUGACAGUGUCCGACAGGCUCUCAAAAACGGUAUAACGGCUGAGCAAAUAAUAAACUUUCUCAGAGCUCAUGCUCACCCUAAGAUGAAAAAAAUACCUCCAACCGUUGUCGAUCAGAUAAGACUUUGGGAAAUUGAGCGUGAUAGAUUUAUUUUCAAAGAAGGAUUUCUUUACAGUCAAUUUUUGUCUCAAGGAGAUUUCUCGCUUCUUAGGAAUUAUGCAAAUGAUGCUGGUAACUUAAUUUGGGACAAUCCAAGUAAAAGAGUGAUGGUAGUUUCCGUGGCGGGACACGAAGAUGUUAGACGGUUUUGGAAAAGGCACAAAAAAGAUCAUUAAAUUACUAUUUAUACUUAUAUGCUCAUUUUAGCCCGUUUAUUUUAUAUCCAAUUCAAUCACAAUAUACGAUGAAUAUCUUCAUCAAAAAAAGUUCUUUCAAAGCGCUCAUCCUCAAUUUUGUUAUAAAUUUUCUGCCAUUCAAAUCUUGACUCAUUUGGUAAAAACUCCAUCAUUCCAAGUGCCUUGUAAAUGUCUAAUUUCAAAUUGAUCAAAUAUUAACUGUCAUUCAAAUUUGUCUUUGAAUGUGCUUGAUCAAACCUCAGACAAACAACUUAUCAAUGAUUCAUGAUUAUGUAUUUGUUUUCUCGAAUGUAAAUAAAAACCAAUAUUUGAGUCGCAUUUCAA
Messenger RNA from Tetranychus urticae (two-spotted spider mite), 2063 nucleotides. RefSeq names its product general transcription factor IIH subunit 4 marionette (gene mrn). Lineage: Eukaryota; Metazoa; Arthropoda; Arachnida; Trombidiformes; Tetranychidae. Gene Ontology annotation, biological process: nucleotide-excision repair. Gene Ontology annotation, molecular function: ATPase activator activity; double-stranded DNA binding. Gene Ontology annotation, cellular component: transcription factor TFIIH holo complex; transcription factor TFIIH core complex. The record is from RefSeq and is a predicted model, not a curated record.